ACACGCACCAAGGAAUCAAAGGAGAGGGGACUUUAGGCAGAAAGAUGAGGCAGACGAGGAGGGGGAAGAUGACACACAGCUGGAAUCAUUAACUUGUGACUCCUGGGGGCUGUGGAGAUUUCCUACCUAACAAUUAAAGAGCUUUCAAAAUCAGCAACAGUGCGCGUCAACACUUGAACCCUCUGCAGGGAGCCGGUUACAUUUCCCCCACCAGAAUUGAAUCAUUCAGCCUGCAUGUCGGCAAAGACAAGUCUUAAUGUCUUUGGGGGAUUCAGGGAUGCGUCUGAGCGAUAGAUACAGAGCAAUCGAUCCUGACAUGGUGCCGACCCAAACUGACAGAGCCGAGGACAGAGUGGACUGCUCAGAGGCAGACCGGUCUCCGACCAGACACAGGGAUUCUCUGCUCGAUAUUAAGGUCAGUUAAGACGAUGAUCCAUGCCAUCUAAAACUACUCAGUGUUGCUCUCUGAUCUGGGAUUUUUAAAUCUUCUUGUAUGUGACGGAAUAAAAUGCUGAAUAACCUUUUAAAUUACUAUAUACACUGCCUGACUGAUUUAUACUAUACUUUAUAAUUUGCUAAAUCUGCUAAAUCACUGGACAAACAGUAAUUUGUUUGGCCAGAAUACAACUGUUCAGUGAGAAAAGCAAUAUCUAGAGGCGAAGGUAGAAGUUCAAUAAUUAAGUCAUAAAAAUAAGGUGUUUCUGUAAAUAAUAACUCACAGCUAAUCUAUUAAUUAUUUACCAAUGUUGAAUGAUGAAUAUGACUUAAAAAUAGAACAUCCUUGAUGUUGAUUUGCAUUUGCAGCAACAGAUGAACUGUGAGCCAUGAAAGUAAAUACUGAACAAGCACAAGCCAUAACAUCGUAGAUGAUAAUCCUCUCUGUUUUUACUGCGCUUGAUAUCGACGAGAAUCCUGUGCUCCCGCUGCCAGUGUGCUCAUCCAAGACUUUAACUUGUGAAAAAGAGAGAGAGAGAGAAAAAAGUGUAGAUUUUGCCACAAAAGAAACCGCAGGGGGUUGAUAGAGGAGACAGACAUUUUGCCUGUGUGAGAGUGAAAAGAGGAGCUCCAGGUUGGAGGCAGAAACUGUGACUGCGAGUGGAUGCAGAAGUGAGGAAGCGGCCGUCCCGCUGUCAGAGACACAAAAGAGUGAAAGCAGCAAAGCUACAGCUUGAGGGGAUUAUUGAUUGUUACUCAAACUGGAGGUUUUUUUUUUGUUUUUUUGUUUUUUUAACUUUACCCACCUGGAUAAAAUAGAAUCAGUUUGUACCUGAGCAAGAAAAACAGAUAAUAACCUUCAGAACGAACAAUAACCUCAAGUCCAGUAGAAGAAAAGAGGAAAAGUGACCAGUGAGAGAGAGAGAGAAAGGGAGAGAGAGAGACAGGGACAGAAACAGAGAGAGGCAGAAAGCAGGGAGGGGGUUCCCUUUAUUUCUCCCCUGUCUGGAUCCCUCUCGUCGUCACGCUGGCGGACGCGGCCAUGGCCUUCACCUUCGCGGCCUUCUGCUACAUGCUCACCUUGGUGCUGUGUGCAGCUCUCAUCUUCUUUGUCAUUUGGCAGAUUAUUGCAUUUGAUGAGCUCCGCACAGACUUCAAGAACCCCAUAGAUCAGAGCAACCCCACCAGAGCGAGGGAACGGAUUCUCAACAUCGAGAGGAUCUGCAACCUGCUCCGCAGAUUGGUGGUACCAGAGUACUCCAUCCACGGACUCUUCUGCCUGAUGUUCAUGUGUGCUGGAGAGUGGGUCACACUUGGCCUAAAUAUCCCGCUGCUCUUCUACCAUCUGUGGAGGUUUUUUCAUCGGCCGGCUGACGGCUCAGAGGUGAUGUAUGAUCCCGUCAGCGUGAUGAACGCAGACAUUCUCAACUACUGUCAGAAGGAGUCGUGGUGUAAACUGGGCUUUUAUUUGCUUUCCUUCUUCUAUUAUCUCUACAGCAUGGUCUACGCCCUCGUGAGCUUCUAACUAACAAGAGAGCUGAAGAUUAAUGGAGGGACCUCUGAUAAAGACAAAGAUAAGCAAACAGCAGACAAACUCUUCUCUUUCUACAUAUCUCUUCGGAUAUUGGCUGUCAAGUCUUGGACAAAAAUAAGAGAAGCAAUCUGAGUGAAUGUGAGUGUAAUGUUACUGCCUCUGUUCGGACCGCUGGCCAAAGUUUUUAAGGAUUAUAAAGAAUCAGAAACAGAGGACAGUGAUGUUUAUGAUGCCUUUGACCCAUUACAGGAUUUAACAAUAUCUUCUGAAGGGCUGGAUUUCACCCCAUGCUGCUCUUACUGAUCCAGCCGCUCAACUCACUGUGAAUCUACAAAACACUCUGGGGCUGGAAAAGAAAAUAAUAUGUCUGUAUUCUUUGACUUUGAAAAUGUAAAAGCAGGAUUGUUUUGGUAUUAUUCUGUGUAUAUGAACCUCAUGCAUUUAUGUGUUAGAACGGAGUUAAAUUGUGCAAAGAACCACUGAAAGAGAUGCAGAAGGUUUGGCACAGACGUUUGUAGCCAGAAUGGAGAUGACGCAUAUAACAGUAACAUCCAGGAACUUCUAAUAAGCUUGACUUUCAGGGUCAAUUGCUUGCAGUGUGCAUUAAAAUUUGUCUGUGUGUACUGUAGGUGUGAGGACAUGCUUCAUGCUUGAUUCAUACAAGCUUCAUUCUCAAAGAAUAUUACCAAAACUUGAGAGUUAAAAAACAUUGUGCCAAAUGUAGAAAAUACAAGUUAAUUAGGACGAGUGUAAAGAAAAAGCACGAGGCCAGCAAGAAGUUGCAGUACCUUGGGCCUUGACCUUGAUUUCGCUUUCUGUAACACACUUUCAAUUUUGGCACAAGGUUUUGCCUUUUUUUCCCUGAAAAAAAGGGGGGAAAAACUGUCCGGCUGUAUUUUUAGUUUACAGAGAGCACCUUAUUUCAAUAUUCCAGUGAAGCUUACUCUUACUCAUCUAUACUAGUAGUUAUUUUAGCACAGCAACUUUUCUCUGAUCAGAGGUAGAAUAGUGAUCUCAUGUACAAAAAGCAAUUAUUAACAGCAAACUAGCAUUGUAAUAUGAUUCAUGAGACAUGUCGAUGGCAUGAUAUUCAGUGUCACAUUAGCAGUGAGUGGUACACAAGCGUCAGAUGUGAAAAUAACGACUCUCUGACGGUGUCUUGGUCAUUUCAGAAGUGGAACCGCCGUGUGAAGUCAUCCUAAUACUUUUACAAUCAUGCUGUUUCAGAGAGGACAGAUGUAAGAUGAUUGUGAUUAGCAAAGCCUUUCCAAAGCUGGCACCGUCUUUGCUGACAUGUGUUUAUUAGUCUGGUCUAUUCUACAUAAGUGACGGUUCGAAUGUGUGAUUUAGGUAGAAAAAUAGAUGCUGUAGUAGCCUGAGAACAAGCUGUGAUGUUAUUUGCCAGUUCCACGUGUCAUAACUGAUGGAGACAGCAGGAAAAACACAUCCUGAGCACUGCGGCCUAAUGAAGUCGUUUCUAGUUGUUGUUUAAAAAAAAAAAAAGGAUUUAAAGAUAAAAUUUACAAAUUAAACUUUCAUGAUUUAACAGCAUUUGCAUCACUGAUCCAAAAUGACCAUUGACACAAAUCGCUGAUGGAAACUGUGAUCAUGAACAUCCAAUUUUAUAACUUUUCUCUCCAACGCUGUGUUAGCAUUGCAGGGUGGUAAAUUAACGCCUUCAAGGUGAGAAUGAUGUGAUCUUCACGCCUGAUCCAGUGGCUUAUGUGCUAAAGCUAGUAUAUGAAAGAUUGCAGGAGUGGACUUUAAAAAGAAAUCACAGGAGAGUGAUUUAGUCCGCUUGCAAUUCACAAAUUUGCAUCACCAGAAAAGAAGCAUGCGCUAAAUUCAGUGAGGAUAAAUACCACUCGUGCAACACUUUUGGGAGGAAAACGACAUGUCUCAUGGCUAGAAUAGAAGGCUGUGACACACCACCGUGUUUUCAUUAUCUAGCUGUUACCAGAUAUCUGAGGGGUGGAUGCUUGCUUGCAGCCAUCACUCAGAAAACAUGCGUCUAAUUACAAAUAGAUAACUGUUUGUGGUGAUUAGAAUCCCAGGGCCAUUGUUAUGUAUUCUCUGUUUGAUUCUUAAGGUUAGCUAAAGUAAUAAUCACGAGGCACAGUAGCUCUUUAACUCUCGAUUCAUGUGGGCCUUUUCUGAGAAAGAAAUAGCAGAAUGAGGUCUAUUUCUCCCCAAAAUACUUGUUGUUUCAACAAAAAAAUAAAGUCUUAGCAGAAGUAUCCAUUUAGAUAAAAUAAAUAUUUAUUUUUUUAACAAAUGACAUUGUCUUAUAUUAGCUUCAGUUGAAAAAACGAUUUACUUUUAAUCAUUUUGUGUUAGCAUGACCGAAUCUACAACCAAUGAAGCAACUUUAAUAGGCUGUCAGUGUUUUUGGAGGCGUGGAGUUGGACUGGAGAUGUGUCAAAUGAUCCAAAUAUAAGAGUAAUCACGGGACAUGGAGACCUUAAAACCCUGCCAACAGUGUGUAAGUGAGUCUGGACAAUCACUAUCAAAGCACAGGAACAUGAGGAAAAAUAAAGCUCAGUUGAAUGUCAUGACGUAGUUGCUUUAAAUAAAGCCUUUUAGAGAUUUUAAUUUAAGUAUAUCUAUUUAUAUCUGUCUUUUAUACAUUCCACAUCAAUGUGUGCUACAGUAAAG
This is a messenger RNA of Cololabis saira (Pacific saury), 4624 nucleotides long. RefSeq names its product cornichon family AMPA receptor auxiliary protein 2 (gene cnih2). The record is from RefSeq and is a predicted model, not a curated record. The coding region runs from base 1478 to 1960 and encodes 160 amino acids. Lineage: Eukaryota; Metazoa; Chordata; Actinopteri; Beloniformes; Belonidae. Gene Ontology annotation, biological process: regulation of AMPA receptor activity; vesicle-mediated transport. The transcript has 6 exons. Gene Ontology annotation, cellular component: synapse; dendrite.